Amoebophrya sp. A25 is the source of this 479-nucleotide messenger RNA. The record is from the annotation of a GenBank genome assembly. Lineage: Eukaryota; Dinophyceae; Syndiniales; Amoebophryaceae.
CUCCCUCUCUCGUUUUAUUUAUGUAACAUAGAUAUCACAAUCACCUUGCUUCAUCCCCUCCAACAUUUUCUAUCAUUAUUCGUUAUGUACCUACACGCAAAAGUAUUUAGGUAUGAAGUAAAUGAAGUGAUCAAUCGAAAUUUUAAGCGUGAUAAUCAGAAUUAGAUAAUCAACUUGUUGCUAACUGCUAUGGUUCUUUAGAUAAUUCUCGAAAAAUGAGUCACAGCCAUUACAGCCAGCAAUUCAGCAGUAGGAUCCUUGGUGCGACGCCGCGUAGUGAUCUAUCUGCAACUCCUCGUAGUGACCUGUCUGCGCUUACCAGUGGGGGUCGCUCCCCGAGUGCCACUGGUGGCCCUCGUUCGCCUACUGGUGCUGCAACGGCCUCUCCUGGAGGUCGUGCUCCAUCUGCUGCAACUGCCUCUCCUGGAGGUCGUGCUCCAUUGCAGCCGCCUAUUUUCGAGCCGGCGGCGAGUCCAACU